Molecule: messenger RNA, 5034 nt
Organism: Didymodactylos carnosus
Lineage: Eukaryota; Metazoa; Rotifera; Eurotatoria; Philodinida; Philodinidae
Source: the annotation of a GenBank genome assembly
AUGAUAUCAUCAACAUCAUUUUCAUUAAUAACAAAAAAUUAUGAUAAUUUGUCAACAUUAUUAUCAAUUUCAACAUCGACUAAUUGUUCAGAACAAGAAGAAAUUGCUCGUCUAUUACAAUUAUAUACCUAUCCAUUUCUAUUAACAAUUGGUACAAUUGGUAAUUUAUUAUCGUUAAUUGUUUUAUUACAAAUGCGUUCACAUAGUGUCUACAGAUAUUUAACGUUUAUGUCUAUAGCUGAUACAGCUUUAUUAUAUACAGGUCUAUUACGAGAUUUACUAUUAUCAUCUAAUUUACAUAUUCAUAUUCAAGGAAAUUUAUUAUGUAAAAUACAUGUAUUCUUUUUCUAUAAUACAUUUCAUUUAUCAUCUUGGUUUCGUUGUUGUUUAAAUUUGGAUCGAUAUGUAGCUGUUAAAUUUCCAAUAUAUACUUCAAAAUGGUGUAGAACAAAACAAGCGUGUAUUAAUACGUGUAUUAUUAUUGUUCUUUUUUCAAUACUUAAUUUUCAUUUAAUUUUAUUUGUUCAUGGUGAUACAAAUUCAUCAAAUAUUUCAUCAUUAACAACAGUAAAUCCAUUUCAAUAUCAAAAAUGUUAUUUAUAUGAUCAUUAUCAACAAUUUUUUUUAACAAUUUAUUCAUGGAUAGAUAUGUUUGUUGUUACUAUAAUACCAUUUUUAUUUAUUAUUUUAUGUAAUUUAACGGUAAUAAAUCGAGUAUUUAUUGUUCGACAAAUUAGCUCUAUUAAAUCAAAACAAACACAUCAUCAUGUAACAAGAUCAAAAGCAACAAAACGUUUAAGAUCAUUAUGUUUAAUAAUGAUAUGUAGUUCAAUUGUAUUUGUAGCUACUACUUUACCCGUUACUGCAUUUAUUAUUGAUUUAAAUACUCAUAAUGUAACAGAAGAUAAACUACGUUGUCGUAAAGUACAAUGGACAAUAUAUAAUAUUUUAAUGUAUUUUAAUUAUGCAUCAAUUCUUACAUAUUGUUUAUCUGGUACAGAAUUUCGUCAUGUAUUUAUACAAACAUUAACAUGUUUUAAUUAUCAAUCAGCAUUAGCAUCAUUAUUAAGUAAAGAUAUUCAAAAACAAAAUAAAAAAAAUAGUAGACAAAGACAUUCUCAACAACAACAACAAAAUAAAUAUAUGAUUACAUCAUCAAAUUAUCAGACACGUCAACAAACUCCAUCUAGUCAUUGGGGUCAUUUUUUUCUACCAUUUAGAUUAGCAUACAAUAGAAAUCAUUUAAAUGAUCGAAGAAAAUCAUCAUUAUCUAUGUGUCCAAGUCAUGCUAUUGAUCAUGAACCAAGUAUUAUUAAUCAUAAUAAUAAUUCACCACCAAAAAAUCAAAUUAAUAUACGAAAAACAUAUUUACAAAUAAAUCCAACAUAUCAUCAUCAUCAUAAUAAACCAUGGUAUCAUCCAAAAGCCAUGCAUAUCAAAGAAAUUGUGUUAGAAGGUUUUAAAUCGUAUGCAUCUCGAACAACAGUUGGCCCAUUUGAUGAAUAUUUUAAUGCUGUGACCGGUUUGAAUGGUAGUGGCAAAUCUAAUAUUCUCGAUUCAAUAUGUUUCGUUAUGGGCAUAACAUCAUUGCACCAUGUACGUGCAUCAGGUUUAACAGAUUUAAUCUAUAAACAAGGUACGGCUGGUAUUACUCGUGCGAGUGUAUCAAUUGUAUUCGAUAAUCGUAAUCCUGAUCAAUCACCGGAUGGUUAUAAAAGUCAUCAAGAAUUAACUGUUACACGUAUUAUUGAAACAGGGGGUAAAUCAAAAUAUUUGCUUAAUGGAAAAAUAAUCACUCAAACAGCUAUUCAUGAUUUAUUCAAAAGUGUAUCAUUAAAUGUAAAUAAUCCAAGGUUUUUAAUAUUACAAGGACAAGUAACAAAAGUUAGUCGCUCAAAACCCGCCGAGAUAUUAGGUUUGGUUGAAGAAGCAGCUGGUACAAAAAUGUAUGAUCAAAAGAAGGCGGAUGCAUUAAAAACGAUAGAGAAGAAAAAUGCAAAAUUAAAUGAAAUUCGUCAAGCAAUUGAAGAUGAUAUAACUCCUACUAUAAAUAAACUGCAACAAGACGAAAAAAAUUAUAAAGAUUAUCAAGAAAUUAAAAAAAAAUAUAAAUUAUUACAACAACAAUCGGCUGCCUAUGAUUAUUAUCAAUUAUCGACGAUUGAGAAAGAAUCAGCAAAUGAAAAAAAACAAAUUGAAAACAGUUUAACUGAAUGUAAUGAUCGAAUACAAACAAUAGGAGAUAAAAUUAAACAAAUUGGCAAAGAUGUUAAACAUAUUGAACAGAGUAGAAAUGAAAGUGUUGGUAAUGCUGUAUCUGAAAUGCAAAAAGACUAUGAAAAACAUCAAAGUGAAUUGCGUUCAUUACAAAAUGAAAAUUUAAUAAUUGAAAAACGUAUUAAAACAUUGAAACAACAAGUUGAACAAAAUGAAAAUGAUCAUCGUCAAGGUUUAGUAACAAUUGAAGAUGUGGAAAAAACAAUCAAAGAUAAAGAAGUAGAACUUGAUAAUUUAAAUAAAAAAUUAAAAUUAGAUAUGGAUCAUGUUGUACAAUUACAACAGCGACACUAUGCCGUAACAACUGGUACUAAUACGAUAUCUGAUUCUAAAACAUCAGCUACGAGUGCGAGUGGCACAGUAGUAGAUGAUUCAAAAUUAACAAAUCGAGAAAAGUUAACGAAAUAUAAAGAACAAAAAGCACAAUUGGUAACAUCAAUAAAACAAUUGCAACAACGCUGUGAACAUACAGAAAAAGAAUUGAAAAAAUUACGUAUAGAACAACAACAAGUACAAAAGAAACAAGGUUCCUAUUCAACUAUGAAAACUCAAUAUGAUCAAAAGAAAAAAGGUUUAGAACAAAUUGAUGGGGAUUUAAAACAAUUAAAUUUUGAUUUAAAUAAUAUGAAACAAUUACAAACUGAUUAUCGUCUUGCUGAACAAUUACUUGAUCAAAAACGACAUAAAUUACAACAAUUAAAACGUCAAAAUCAACAUUUAGAUUUUGUUUACAUAGAUCCUGAACAAAAUUUUGAUCGAAAAAGACGUGUACAUGGUCUUGUAGCUUCAUUAUUUACAAUUAAAGAUAAAAAAUAUUCACAAGCAUUAGAAGUGGCUGGUGGAUCAAAAUUAUUCAAUGUUGUUGUUGAUACUGAUAUGACGGGCACAUUAUUGUUAAAAAAAGGCAAUUUAACUCGACGUAUCGUAUUUGCACCAUUGAAUCGUAUUCAAGGUGAUGCUAUAUCAAAACAAAAAAUUGACAUGGCUAAACGUGAAUUUGGUAAUGAUAAUGUUCAUUUAGCCAAAGAUUUAAUUAAUUAUGAUAAAAAAUAUGAACAAUUGAUUAAUUAUGUAUUUGGUCGUUAUGUUAUAUGUGCCGAUACGACAAUAGCUGGUCGAGUAGCAUUUGAUGAAAAAUUAGGUCUAAAUGCUUUUUCUGUUACAUACGAUGGGGAUACGUAUAAUCCAGCUGGUAUUUUAAGUGGAGGUUCAAAUGAUAAACAAUCAAAACAAAAUUUAUUAGAUGUUGUCAAUGAACUGAAUAUUGUUGAACAAGAAUGUGAACAACAAAUACAAAAAAAUAUGCAAUUAAAAUCUGAAUUACAAAAGUUAGAAAUGAAUUAUGGAAAAUAUCAGGAUUUUACACAAAAAUUAAAUAGUUUAACUCAAGAAUUAAAUUUAUUAGAAAUUAAUUUACAACAAAAUGAUGAACAUCGUCUACAAACAGAUAUUCAACAUCUUGAACAAGAUUAUGAUAAAUUUAAAGGUGAAUUAGUUGAAUAUCAAGAGCAAGAAAAACAAUUAACAAUAAAAAUAAAUGAUUUGGAAAAAGCAUUUAAAAAUGAACAUGAAGCAAAAGCAAAAGAAUUAAAAGAUGUUGAACAACUAUUACAAAAAGCAGAAAAACAGAUUGAUUUAACAAAUAAACAAAUAAGAGAAAAAGAAUAUGAAAUUAAAGAUCUUCAAAUGCAAUUAGAAGAACAUCGUAAAGAUAAUGCUCAAUUACAAGAAGAUCUUAAUCAAUUACAGCAACAAAUUCAACAAAAUGAAAAGUCAUUUAUUGAAUCAAAAGAGAGUAUAACUGAAAAGAAACAUGAUGUUGAUGAAAUAUUGUCAGAAUUAACAAAAAAACGUGAAAAAUUAACAGAUUUUAAUAAUCAAAUUCAUCUUCUAAAUCAAGAAGAACAAGAAUUAAUUAAAGAACGUCGUCAACGAGAAAUAUUAAUGGAAGAAUAUCGACAUAAGUUAACUGAUAUUAAAAAGGCUGUACAUGAUUCAACAAAGAAAUGUCAAUUAUUAUUAGAAGAAGAAAAAAAUUUUAAUCAACCAAAUACACUGUACGAUUUUCAACAUUUGGAUAUUCCACGUAUGAAAAAACAAUUAAAUGAUUUGAAAGAACGAUUAACAAAUUUAUCGAAAAAUGUUGAUGAACGUUCAAUGACCUUAUUAGAACAAAAACGAACAAUGUAUAAACAAUUGUUAACAAAACAAAAGAAAGUGUUAAAAGAUAAAGCAAAUAUUGAAAAAGUUGUACAAGAUUGGGAUAAGAAAAAACAAGAUGCAUUACGAAUAGCAUGGGAAAAAGUCAAUAAAUCAUUUGGUGAAAUAUUUUCAACAUUACUACAUGAUUCAAAUGCUAAAUUAACAUCUCAUAAUGGUCAUUAUGAUUAUGAAAAUGCUCCAAAAGAUCUUGUAUUAAGUGGUCUUGAAAUUAAAGUCAAAUUGGGUCCAUUAUGGAAAGAUACAUUGGAUGAAUUAAGUGGUGGUCAACGUUCAUUAGCUGGUCUUUCAUUAGUAUUAGCAUUACUGACAUAUAAUCCAGCACCAUUAUACAUCCUAGAUGAAGUUGAUGCCGCUCUCGAUAUGUCACAUACACAAAAUAUUGGAUUAGUUAUUAAAAAAAAUUUUCGUAAUGCUCAAUUUAUUAUUGUUUCAUUAAAAGAUGGAAUGUUUUCUAAUGCAAAUGUUUUAUUUACAACUAAAUUUAUGAACGGUAUAUCAAAUGUUGUUCGAGCUGAAAAUAAAAAAAAAGAUUAA